Molecule: messenger RNA, 165 nt
Organism: Peronospora matthiolae
Lineage: Eukaryota; Oomycota; Peronosporomycetes; Peronosporales; Peronosporaceae
Source: the annotation of a GenBank genome assembly
AUGUCACUAUUUACUGAGUCUGCAGAGACAGUCAUUCGUGAGGUCGUCGAAGAAACCAACAGCGUGAACCUCAAGAUCCUCGAGGCAUUGACCGCCAUGCAAGAUCGCAUGGCUUGUCUCGAGCUUUCGCAGCUUAAGAGAGAGGAGGAUGAGCGCAUGAAGUAG